AUGGAAGAGUAGAGGUUUCUCGCGAAGACAAGUACCUCAGCACCCUUACGCCCGGAAAAGUGCUGGGCGAGCUCGCGAUUCUCUACAAUUGUAAAAGAACGGCGACGAUUAAGGCCGCAACCGACUGUAAACUAUGGGCAAUCGAACGACAAUGUUUCCAAACAAUUAUGAUGAGAACGGGCCUAAUCCGCCAAGCGGAGUAUACCGAUUUCUUAAAAAGCGUUCCUAUUUUCAAGAAUCUUUCCGACGACACCCUAAUCAAGAUAUCAGAUGUCCUAGAGGAAACCUUUUACUCUUAUGGCGAUUACAUUAUUCGCCAGGGAGCCCGCGGUGAUACGUUCUUCAUAAUCAGUAAAGGUAGGGUAAAAGUUACUAUAAAGCAGCCGAAUUCUUCCGAGGAGAAGUACAUUAGGACUUUGGGAAAGGGAGAUUUCUUCGGCGAGAAGGCCCUCCAAGGCGACGACCUUCGUACGGCUAAUAUUAUCUGUGAUGAUCCGGAAGGUGUCUCCUGUCUCGUUAUCGACCAGGAGACGUUUAACCAGCUAAUAUCGAACCUAGAUGAAAUCAAAACGAAAUACAAAGACGAAGGCGUCGAACGAAAGAGGGAAAAUGAAGAGUUUGACCAGGUUCGCCUUGCCGAUCUGCGCAUCAUUGCCACUUUGGGCGUCGGUGGCUUUGGCAGAGUAGAGCUGGUUCAAAUAAACGGUGACGCUAGUCGCGCUUUUGCGUUGAAGCAAAUGAAGAAAGCGCAAAUAGUCGAGACUCGACAGCAACAGCACAUAAUGUCCGAAAAGGAAAUAAUGGGCGAAGCGAAUUGCACAUUUAUAGUUAAACUAUUUAAAACGUUCAAAGAUCGCAAGUACCUCUACAUGUUGCUGGAAAGCUGUCUCGGUGGCGAACUGUGGACGGUCCUGCGCGAUCGGGGACAUUUCGACGAUCCGACAACGCGAUUUUACACGGCGUGCGUCGUCGAAGCAUUCGACUACCUACACUCUCGAAAUAUAAUCUACAGGGAUUUAAAACCUGAGAACCUGCUGUUGGACGGCAAUGGUUACGUAAAGUUGGUAGAUUUCGGUUUCGCCAAAAAGCUGCAGACCGGACGUAAAACGUGGACGUUCUGCGGGACGCCCGAGUACGUCGCGCCCGAGGUGAUCUUAAACAAAGGUCACGACAUUAGCGCCGACUAUUGGUCGCUGGGCGUGCUCAUGUUUGAGUUGCUAACGGGAACGCCGCCGUUCGCCGGCACUGAUCCCAUGAAAACGUACAAUAUCAUUCUGAAGGGCAUCGACGCUAUCGAAUUUCCUAGAAACAUUACUAGGAACGCUCAGGCUCUCAUUAAAAAAUUGUGUCGAGACAAUCCCGCCGAACGGUUGGGCUAUCAAAAAGGCGGGAUUAGUGAAAUACAGAAACACAAAUGGUUCGACGGUUUCAACUGGGAAGGGCUGUGCAAUAGAACAUUAAUACCUCCGAUAAUUCCUCAGGUGAAACACGUCACGGACACAUCGAACUUUGACCAAUAUCCCCCCGACAACGAUUCGCAUCCGCCCGAUGAUCUUUCCGGAUGGGAUGCUAAUUUUUAGUCGUAUUGUAGGCGCCGUUUUUUUUUUUUAAUUUAAGAAAGAGCUCGGAUCCUGUAAUGUCAGAGAAUAGACUGUUUACUCGAUCUAUGUACAUACGAUUUAUUUAGGUGUACAGUAUAGGAAAUUUUCGAAUCGUGAUCAUUACCUCGAGACAUUCAAAACCCAUGAUGUUUUCAUGACAAAUCAUAAUUUAUAUAUUUCAUAGAUUUUAUACUAAUUGUGCAAAUUUAGAUUUUAAGCAAAGCUGUUGUCAUUUUUAAAUUCACGUUUAUUAUAGCAAUUUAGGUGCCAUUUUAAAAUUGUUUUUGUGUGAUGUAAAUUAAAUAACAAACAAUAAGU
Messenger RNA from Photinus pyralis (common eastern firefly), 1919 nucleotides. RefSeq names its product cGMP-dependent protein kinase, isozyme 2 forms cD4/T1/T3A/T3B (gene for). The record is from RefSeq and is a predicted model, not a curated record. Gene Ontology annotation, biological process: protein phosphorylation. Gene Ontology annotation, molecular function: ATP binding; cGMP-dependent protein kinase activity. NCBI's taxonomy places the organism in Eukaryota, Metazoa, Arthropoda, Insecta, Coleoptera, Lampyridae.